CUUCAGGCAGCAGCUGCGGAGUCUCAGCGCGUCUUUUUCAAAGCAUUCCUUCGCUGUCACUACAUCGGACACGCCCUGGCUUUUGGAAACAGGAAACAAGAGGAUUUCCCAAUUCACGGUCAACAGAUACUGAAAUGCUGUUGCAUUAGCAGUAGGAAGCCUUGAUUUUUCUGUUGACUGGGUGUUAAGCUGUUGUCACAGAGAGGGAGGAAUGGAGUUGGCCCAUGGCCUGUUGCUAAAUGAAGAAGUCUGCAGUCAACUCAGUGAACAUCAGAAGGCAGAGUUUGUAUUCGAAUGGCUGAGAUUCCUAAAAAAACUUUUAAUUGCUGCUGACAAGGCUGAUUUAAAGGAGAAACAGAAGAAACUUGUAGAACAAUUGACAGCUCUGCUAAACAGCUCUCCAGGUCCUCCCACCCGCAGGCUCAUUGCCAAGAACCUUGGAGUGCUCUACAGUGUAGGGGACACGUUCUCUGUGUACCAAACUGUGGAUGAAUGCAAUGCAAUCAUUCGGAGCAAGGAUGAUUCCCCCAGCUAUCUACCCACCAAACUUGCUGCAGUUGCAUGCUUGGGUGCCUUGUAUGAGCAACUGGGCAGGUUGCUGGGGAAUACCUUCACUGACACCGUAGGGAACUUGUUGAAAGCAAUGAAGAGUGCAGAGUCGCAAGGCCGUUACGAGAUUAUGUUGAGCUUGGAGAAGAUUCUUCGUGGUCAAGGAGUGAGAGCUGUUCCGUGUCACAGAGAGAUCUACAAAGCUGCUCGUUCCUGUCUUACUGAUCGGUCCAUGGCAGUUAGAUGUGCUGCUGCCAAGUGUCUCUUUGAACUUCAAAACGAGGCCGUUUUUAUGUGGAGCUCUGAGCUGGAGAAUGUAUCUACACUAUGCUUUAAGGCCUUUGAGGGCUCUAAUUAUGAUGUGCGGGUGGCAGUUUCAAAGCUUUUAGGCACAGUUCUUGCUACAGCUGUAAUGCCUAAGCAAGCUCCAGGCCCAAGGCAAAGUUUUCGUAAGAGCUCCCUGGGGGAUGUCAUGGACCUCCUGACCACAGGUUUUCUCCGCGGGGGUUCUGGGUUCCUGCGAGCCAGCGGAGAUAUACUAAAGGGGACCAGCUCUGUCAGCAGGGACGUCAAAGUCGGCGUAACUCAGGCCUGUGUUGUGUUCGUCUCCACACUCGGGGGCCAGUGGCUGGAAAGGAAUUUCUCUGCUUUACUCGAGCACAUCCUGGAGCUGGUUUCCAAUCCCAAAGCAACGCAGACCCAGAUGGAUGCAAUCUGCUGUCGACGCUGUAUCUCAUUUAUCAUGCGAGCCACUGUGGGCACCCUGCUCGGAGAGAAAGCACAAAUCACAGCUGCCAAAGAGAUUUGCCAGGCAGUAGGAAAACAAAAGAAAGCUGUAGAUGCAGCCAUGAGCGACAGCAACAUAGAGACAAGAGUGGGAACGACAGAUGUAUCUGCGAGCCAGCAUGUUCUUGUGUGUGCGCUGCAGGAGCUGGGCAGCCUCAUCCUGGGUCUGGGCACCACUGCUGCACCUCUUCUGCAGGAUACUAACACAGGUGUCCUGGACACAGUAGUUUCUGUGCUCCUCCACCCCAGUGCCUCGGCCCGACUGUCAGCAGCUUGGUGUUUGCGCUGCCUUGCUUUGGCCUUGCCCUCUCAUGUCUCUGUGCUGCUGGAUCGCUGCUUGGAGAGACUCGGCGCUCUCAAAUCCUCUCCUGAAGCAGUGUCAGGUUACAGCGCUACCAUUGCAGCUCUGCUGGGAGCGGUGCAGCAGUGUCCCCUGGGAAUACCACACGGGAAGGGCAAGAUGGUGAUUAGGCUGGCAGAGGACAUGCUUCGAUCUGCAGCUCAAAACAGCCGCAUUUCAGUACAUCGGGUACAAGCUGGUUGGCUUCUGUUGUCUGCACUGAUGACAUUAGGCCCUGCGGUUGUUCAUCAUCAUCUUCCGAGAAUGCUGCUGCUGUGGAAGUGUGCCUUUCCCCAAUCCCCGAAGGACCUGGACACGGAGAGGAGCCGGGGAGAUUCCUUUACAUGGCUGGUGACUUUGGAAGGCCGUGCUGGAGCACUGUGUGCAAUGAAAAGCUUUGUUUCACACUGUGGAGAUCUUCUUACUGAUGAUGUCAUCCAGAGACUUCUGCCACCACUUUCUUGCGCUGUAGCGUUAUUAACACAGUUGCCUUUACUGAUCAAAGCAUAUGGGAAUCCCAUGAAAAUUGUAGUGAUGCUCUUUAGGCAAAGACUUUAUGAGAUCCUUGCUUUGCUGCCCCCAAAGACCUAUGAAGGAGGUUUCAACCAAAUCCUCAAACAGCUGGUCGCUGAUUUGACUAGCCCUGAAAACCUGGUUUGUACUGCAUCUUUCCUGCUUCCGGCUCUCUGCCACCCUGAUGAUGUCCUCUUACUGGGGCCAGCACUACAGGAAACUGACCACAGGUUCAUUGAGGAGCAGCUGCAGCAGGGUGGCAAUGCGGGGGGAGGAAGCCUCGAGUACGACCCCUUUGCUAUCUGUGAGAAGGUAUCGGAGGUGGAUAUUGUGCCUAUGCCGCUGUCCCCAGCUCCGUCAGUCAUCAUAGCAGCAGUCGGCCUCUUUGGAGUUGUGUUCCCCCACAUUUCAGCACAACAGAGGGCCCAAAUCCUGGAGCAGUGCUCCGAAUCUAUCAAGCAAGUCAAAGGGUGUCGGCAGCAGACUGCCCAGAUACAUGUGGUUUCUGCAUUCUGCAGUGCUUUAAAAUGUCUUGGUAACAGUCGUGUGAGUUUGGGCCCGGAGGAGGUGAGGAGGCCUGCCCUGGCACUGGUUAUGGGAGCCUUGGAAAGUGCCAACCCUCUGUUGAGAUGUGCUGCAGCAGAGGCUUUGUCUCGACUGGCACAAGUUGCAAAUGACGGGGCCUUUACUGUUGGAAUAGCACAAAUCAGUUUUGAUAAGCUAAAGUCAGCCAGGGAUGUGGUAUCACGGACGGGACAUUCCCUGGCUCUGGGAUCUCUGUACCGCUAUUUGGGUGGAAUUGGCUCAAGUCAGCACCUCAACGCCUGUGUGGGAAUCCUAUGUGCCCUUUCUCAGGACAACACCUCACCAGAAGUUCAGAUGUGGGCGUUGCAUUCCCUGUCACUGGUGAUAGACUCUGCAGGACCAUUGUACCAUGUCCACGUGGAGCCCUCCUUUUCACUGGUUCUGAUGCUGCUACUGACCGUGCCUCCUGCUUAUGUGGAAGUUCAUCAGAGCCUUGGCCGCUGUUUAAAUGCACUUAUUACAACCCUUGGUCCUGAGCUGCAAGGGAGUGGCUCCUCUGUCUCUGCCCUGAGGACCUCGUGCCUGGUUGGCUGUGCUGUGAUGCAGGAUAACCCUGACUGUUUGGUCCAGGCUCAGGCCAUCUCCUGCCUGCAGCAGCUUCACAUGUUUGCACCGCGGCACGUUAACCUGACCAGCCUCGUCCCCAGCCUCUGUGAAAUCUUGUUGGAUAAUUCUGUGUUGGUGAAUUUGUGCAGUUCUUAUCUGUCACUGAGGAGAGCUGUGGUGGCCUGCCUGCGUCAGCUUGCACAGAGGGAAGCGACUGAGGUGUCUGAACAUGCUGUCACCCUCGUGAAAGACCUUUCAAACAGAGAACACACACUCCUGGAUGGUACUAUCAAAGAGACUGGCCUGGAGGGGGCCUUGUUCAGCCUUUUGGAUAGGGAGACCGAUCUUCGCCUCUGCAGAGACAUCAAGGAGACGUUGGAUCACAUGCUGACAUCCAUGGCUGUGGGGAAGCUCUCGCGAUGGUUAAAGCUGUGCAAAGAUGUGCUUUCUGCCUCUGCUGAUUUUGCUAAUGCUGCCCCAGUAGAGACGACCCAAGAGGAGGAGGAGGAGGAUGGGGAUCGUGUGGAUGACGCCUCCACGUUCACUUCCAUACCCGAGAAAUCCUGCCCGUUCACCAACCCUCGCUGGGCCACCCGCGUGUUCGCAGCCGAGUGCGUCUGCCGGAUCAUCAGCCAGUGUGAGAACGAAGACGAGGCGCAUUUCAACAUGGCCCUCGCCCAGGAGAGGAGGCUGCGGGACCCCUCCAGUGAUUUCCUGGUGUUGCACCUGGCAGACCUGAUCCGAAUGGCUUUCAUGGCUGCCACUGACCACAGUGACCAGCUGCGCCUCUCUGGUCUGCAGACCCUGCUGGUUAUCAUCAGAAAAUUUGCAGCAGUUCCAGAACCAGAGUUUCCAGGGCAUGUCAUCCUGGAGCAGUAUCAAGCCAGCGUGGGUGCAGCACUUCGACCAGCCUUCACUCCUGAUACCCCUCCGGAUGUGACUGCAAAAGCAUGCCAGGUUUGCAGUGCAUGGGUAGCCAGUGGAGUUGUAAGUGACCUUGGCGACCUGCGGAGAGUCCACCAGCUGCUGGUAUCAUCGCUAGUGAAGGUGCAGGCUGGGAAGGAGGCUCAGAACCAGCUGUACAAUGAGAGCACAUCCACCAUGGAGACUCUGGCAGUGCUCAAGGCUUGGGCUGAGGUCUAUAUUGUUGCAAUAAAGUGCCAGAAGCUGUGCGACAGUCCUCCAAACCAGCUUCUGAAGAUUUAUUGUGAAGACUAUAGCAGUCCAUCAGCAGAAGGGCUUCUCAACCUGGUUCAGGCAGACUUAACAACCCUUAGUAAGCUGUGGCUGGCAGCUCUGCAGGAUUACGCCCUCCUGACUUUACCACAAGAGUACACUGCACAGCUCCCUGCUGGAGGCGGUGCAUUUUACACAGCAGAAACAGUAGAACAUGCUAGAUCCCACUAUGUUAGUUCCUGGGCUCCCAUUCUUCACGCUACAGCAGUGUGGCUCAACAGUACAGGCUUCAUCGUGGUGGACGAGGAGCCUCCUAACCUGUCCCGACCCGUGACUCCCACCACAAUGGGGCAGUCAGCCUCGCUGGCCAGUGUCAAGUCUCCUGAGGAUAUUAACACAGAGAGAUUCUAUCUAAUAUUGGGUAUAAGUGUAGAGUUUCUAUGCUCUCCUCGCUCGGAUGCUCCAAUGGAAAGUAUACCGGCCUGUUUGCACUCACUGCAGGCUUUGCUGGAUGUUCCAUGGCCACGGUCGAAGAUUGGUAAUGAUCAGGCUCUGAGUGUUGAAUUGCUGAAUGUUCUCCAUAGACUGAUACUGACCAGGGAGUCUCCAGCCAUCCAGCUGGCUGUUCUGGAGCUGGUCAGUCAGAUCAUCUGUGCAGCAAAGGAGCAUGUGAAGGAGAAGCGAAGGAGUGCAGAGGUUGAUGACGGUGCUGAAGAGAAGGAAACUCUGCCAGAGUUCGGAGAGGGAAAAGAUACUGGAGGCCUGGUGCCUGGGAAAUCGCUGGUCUUUGCAACGCUGGAACUGUCCCUUUGUAUUCUUGUACGGCAGCUACCACAGCUGAACCCCAAGCUUGUGGGCAGCCCCAGCAACCAUGGAGGCAAACCACAAACCCUGACGGAGAAUGACUGCAAGCUGGUAUCGGCAGCCUUGGGAGUCCUGUCUGACCUUCCCUGCAUCUGCUCACCUGAAGGCAGUGUUUCAGUCCUGCCCACCAUUCUGUUCUUGAUCACUGGUGUCCUCAGAGAGAUGGCAGUGAAGAUGCCCAGUGGUCAGAUCUCCCUGCCGGUCUCAGCGGCUCUGCAGGCUCUCAAAGCUGUGGUCUCCUCCCCUAUGGCCAGGGCAGAAAAGAGCAGUGCCGCCUGGACCCGUCUGCUCCGCUGUGCUCUUGCUACCCUGCUGGACUUCUGGAACACUGAUGAGAUGCACCCAGAGUUCAAUGACAUCAGCCUGCUUACAGCAAUCACUAUAUUCAUCAUGUCUGCUAGUCCUGAUGUUACAGCUGUCCAGUGCCUUCAGAGUCGGUGCAUCGACAAGUUUAAAAGAAGCCUGGAUUCGAAGGAUCCCCUGAUACUGACCAGGUGCUACCAGCUGCUACUGUCCAUCUUUCAGAACCCCAGCCAGGCUGUGUCUGUCCCCUACAUCCAGUCCCUGGGGUCAGUGAUCGUAAACAGGCUCCAGAGAGUGGAGAAGAGAAAACCAGAGAGUUCUGCUGAGCUGCAGGCUAUCCAGGAAGGGGUUAAAGCUCUUGAGGUCCUUGUGUCUAUGGCUGAUGAGGAACAUCGAUCUCAGCUCAUGGCUAUUCUACUGCCCCUUCUUAUUUCCUUCUUGCUGGAUGAGAACGCUCUGGCCUCUGCACAAAGCCCAGCACGAAAUCUGCAUGAGUUUGCUCUCCAGAACCUGAUACGAAUCAGCCCUCAGUACUCUUCUGUCUUCAAAACCCUCAUGGCCAGUUCUCCGUCUAUGAAGGCACGGCUGGAAGCGGCAGUCAAAGGCAAUCAGGAGAGCGUCAAGGCCAAGAGUUCUGCCCUACAGUCCAAACCUCCAGAAAAGAAUUCUCCCAGCAUUCAACUUAAGACCAAUUUCCUGUGAUUCCCUCAGAAUACACUGUGGUUUCAGAUAGGGCUAAAAAAAUCCUUUUACCUUUUCCUUGCAUUACACUGAAUAGAAUCUGCUAGGUUUUGACUUGACAAGGGGGUAGUUUAAUUAUUAAUUAAGGUCAGUACCGUAUGGUUAACAUGGUUUUGUAAUUCUUCAGAUUAAUUUGCCAAAAGGAGAGUUUUUUUUUUUCCUGUCCAUUUGUUACCUUGUUUAGAUGUGGAGUGAACUCUGUGAAGGAAAUUACUGUCUCUCUACCACAGGGCUGAUCUGGCAUAGGUGAAUAUCGCAGCCAGUGAAGCAGAAGAACACAAUGUGCUUGUCUUUUAUUGCACUUUUUAAUGGGAUAAGAUGUCAUGCUCUAAAAAGUUAUAAUAUAGAGUAAGUAAACAUAGCGGAUACCACAGACCCUGCUCAGUUAGUUUGCUUAAGGAGUCACUUUCAGGCCAGUUUUCUGAACAUGCAAGUAUUAACCAAAAAUAACUGCAGAUCCCUGAUAUAAUUGCACUAUUACUUCAUAUAUGUACAUUUUUAGAGAUAAUGUACUGUAAUUCUACAAUAACACUAUUUAGAACCAUUGUUCAUUAUUCAAAAAAAGGGGCCUAGAAUAAUAAACCAUGCUCUCAUUUGCAUUGAGGCACAGUUUAAAUAUCAAAUGUCAUGUUUUGUAGGGACUGUGUUGGUUUCUUUGUGACUGUCAUUGUAAUUCAGAUGUAGGAUAGAGUUUUUAAAAAGGGGCACUGUGAUUCAAACUAUUCAACUAAGAGCUACGUUUACAUAUUGUCUCAGUUCUCAAUGUUUUCAAGUAUUCGAGUACCUCUUUAUUUUCUGACAUCCAUUCACAUGUCCUAGGUAAUUGAAGCUCCUACCAAGACUGUUUAUCUAUCCAUGAGGUAUUAAACAUCUAGAUUUAACCCCUGGCUAAUUUUCUUUAUAUAUUAUAUUGAUUUUGUUUUUUUGUAUUAUUUGGUAAGAGUAGAACUCUAGUGCAAAACAAUACAAUGAUACUACUGGAGCUGCACAAGCAUGUUUUAAAUGUAUGUUUCUAGUCACUGCACUGGUGCUCAUAGGGCUUCCUGAUUAUGAAACUUGUCUUCACAAUCCAUUGAAUAAAAAUACAGUCGUACAAACUGCUUUAGGCAGCCACAUUACUGAAUGUGUUUCAGGCAUAUUGUUAACUGAAAAACUUAAUUUGUGUGAUUUAUGUUGCUGCACAAUUAUUGUGUGUGUGUUGAUCAUUGCUGUGUAUAUGAUAUGAAAAAUUAGGCGAUACUUGGGGGCAACAAAAAGAAAAUGUUUAUCUGACAUUUUCUAACAUUUUAUUGAAAAUGAGUGCAAUUGAAUAAUAAAAAAAAAAAGUAUUAACCUGUUUUUAUUUGUGGCUGUUUGUGCCUGUUCCUUUUAUGUCCCUGUUACUCCUGACAAAUCAAACCCUGUGUUUAAGUGUGUCCUAGUCUGAACAGCUGUUUUCCUACCAGACCACCUGAAGCACUUAUGGCUGAGGCAAGAAGGAUGUAACAUACUGUAUUUGUAGGUUAAACAUAUUUUGUACAUAGCAUUGUAAAUUGUACAGAUUUAACAAUUCGACUUAAACCCUAACACAUGAUGUCGUUUUCUAAUAUGAUUGACAAAUAAAGCCGCUUUUUUUUUUUCA
Polyodon spathula (Mississippi paddlefish) is the source of this 8024-nucleotide messenger RNA. RefSeq names its product HEAT repeat-containing protein 5A-like. Bases 212 to 6364 code for a protein of 2050 amino acids. Gene Ontology annotation, cellular component: membrane; Golgi apparatus; endocytic vesicle. The record is from RefSeq and is a predicted model, not a curated record. Gene Ontology annotation, biological process: retrograde transport, endosome to Golgi; endocytosis; intracellular protein localization. The transcript is spliced from 37 exons. NCBI's taxonomy places the organism in Eukaryota, Metazoa, Chordata, Actinopteri, Acipenseriformes, Polyodontidae.